This is a messenger RNA of Eruca vesicaria subsp. sativa (arugula), 804 nucleotides long. Lineage: Eukaryota; Viridiplantae; Streptophyta; Magnoliopsida; Brassicales; Brassicaceae. The record is from the annotation of a GenBank genome assembly.
GGAUUAUCCGUUAAACCUCCUCUCCCCUUUUUACAUCUCUUUCUCUAUCGCGAACCCAUUCUCGAGAAGAAAUCUAGUAGCUUUCAAACGAUUCCACCGAAAGAUCUACAUCAAUUUCUUCCGUCUUUCGCUCCUCCACAAACCCUAGGGAAGAGACAAAAGGAUGCGCGAAAAUGAAGUUUGAUUUCACUCUUCAAUCCUGAUCUGUUUUGUAGGAGGUAAUAAAGAGAAAGAAAUAUGUCGAGGCCGAUCAUGCUUGUGUUCCUUCUGGUUAUACUUAUAGUCACUUCUCAGUUUGAAUGGAGGCAACCGCUUCUUGAGCUUGAUGCUGCUCCUAGCUUGUCUCAGAAACAUCAGCAGAUUGCAAAGAGGGAAGAAGCUGUCAAAGAGAAGAUCAUCUUGUCGCAAGAGAGACACAUCCAGAGGCUAAAUGAGCUGGUACGAACUCUUCAAAUGCAGUUAAUGCGUUGCAAAGGACAAGAGAACGAGACAAGAAACGCCACUGAAACCUCCCGUCUCAGCAAACAGUUCAUUGAGCUAGAGAGGAAACACAUUGUGGAAGACUAGUCUUCAUCCAUCCUUUACAACAACUCUAAUAAAUAACAUGAAUGGUACACGUUAAAGCUGUAUGGAAAAAAUACUGAAAAAUUCCUCGUUAAUCUCCAAACUGUUGUAUUUUAUUUCUGUUGUUUGUUAAAAUCUUGCUGAUGAAUUUGAUUAGAAGGAUUCCUUUAUUUAUGAUGAAGGUUGAGAUAUUCAAACUGUAAUGAAAUUUGAGAAUUAGGUUAUCUUUUAUAUAUUCAA